AUGAAAAAUGAUGAUAAAGCUAAUGAUAUAAUAAUAGACUCUGUAAAAGUUCCUAAUUCAUACAAACCCCCAAAAAAUCCUAUUGUCUUUUGCCAUGGUUUAUCAGGAUUUGACAAGUUAAUUCUGAUCCCUUCUGUAUUCCACCUAACAAAUUUAGUUUCCAAUUCAAUAGUACAUAACAUGGCAGAAAAUUUCAUGCAGGAUGACGAAGAUGAAAGUGAUAAUAAAUACACAAAUUUAUUAGAGAUUGAAUAUUGGAUUGGUGUCAAAAAGUUUCUCCAGUCAAAGGGAUGUACUGUGAUCACUACUAAAGUACCAGGUUUCGGUAGUAUCGAAGAAAGAGCAAUGGCCUUGGAUGCUCAGUUACAGAAAGAAGUAAAGAAAAUCGAAUCAAAGGAUAAGAGGCAUUCGUUAAAUCUAAUCGCACAUUCAAUGGGUGGACUAGAUUGCCGAUAUCUAAUCUCCAAUAUCAAAAAUAGGAAUUACGAUAUAUUGAGCCUAACCACUAUUUCGACUCCACAUAGAGGGUCAGAGAUGGCUGAUUAUGUUGUCGACCUUUUUGAAAAUUUAAACGCCUUGAGAGUGAGUCAAAAGAUAUUGCCAAUAUGUUUUUACCAACUCACCACGACGUAUAUGAAAUACUUCAAUUUGGUUACGCCAAAUAGUCCAAAGGUUUCCUAUUUUUCAUACGGUUGCUCCUUUGUGCCUAAGUGGUACAAUGUCUUUUGCACACCUUGGAAAAUUGUCUAUGAGAGAUCUAAAGGUUGCCCCAACGACGGCCUGGUAACUAUAAAUAGCAGUAAAUGGGGUGAGUACAGGGGUACUUUAAAAGAUAUGGAUCAUCUGGACGUGAUCAAUUGGAAGAAUAAGUUGCAGGAUGAUUGGAGUAAAUAUUUUCACACAACUACCGUCGGAGAGAAGGUUGACAUCUUGAACUUUUAUUUGAAGAUAACGGAUGACUUGGCACGGAAGGGAUUUUAA
Saccharomyces paradoxus is the source of this 981-nucleotide messenger RNA. It is a transcript of the gene TGL2, whose product is annotated as triglyceride lipase. The transcript has a single exon. Gene Ontology annotation, molecular function: triacylglycerol lipase activity. NCBI's taxonomy places the organism in Eukaryota, Fungi, Ascomycota, Saccharomycetes, Saccharomycetales, Saccharomycetaceae. The record is from RefSeq and is a predicted model, not a curated record. The coding region runs from base 1 to 981 and encodes 326 amino acids.